This is a messenger RNA of Mus pahari (shrew mouse), 2181 nucleotides long. Its product is annotated as zinc finger protein 14-like. Gene Ontology annotation, biological process: regulation of transcription by RNA polymerase II. The coding region runs from base 77 to 1681 and encodes 534 amino acids. The record is from RefSeq and is a predicted model, not a curated record. Gene Ontology annotation, molecular function: DNA-binding transcription factor activity; RNA polymerase II cis-regulatory region sequence-specific DNA binding. NCBI's taxonomy places the organism in Eukaryota, Metazoa, Chordata, Mammalia, Rodentia, Muridae. The transcript is spliced from 4 exons.
UGGAGGGAGGAGAGUUGUGCUUGAGCUUCCCGGGUGCCUGUUCUGCCGACUGCGGCUCGGUAGGGAGAACGCCUGGAUGCAUCAGAAGCAGGAAAUGGAGCCAGUGACCUUUGAGGAUGUGGCUGUGAACUUCACGCUAGGAGAGUGGACUAUGUUGGAUUCUAGUCAAAAGAAGCUCUACAGAGACGUGAUGAAGGAGACCUUUUUGAACCUGAUCUCUAUAGGGAAAACAGAAGACGAGGAUACUGAAGAAGAGUACCAAAAUCCUAAGGGGAACCUGAGAACUCUGAUGGUUGAGAGACUCUGUAAAUAUGAUUAUGGUAAUCAGUCUGGAGAAAUUCACCAACAGAGUCCAGAGUAUGUUGUGAAUGAAAAAAUGCCUCCGGCCAUAACUGAAUGUGAAAGGGACAUCUGUACUCAUUUACCCUCAGACAUGCACUUCAAAGGUCAGACUGGAGAGAAGUCAUGCCAGUAUCAGGAACAUAUGGAGAAGGCUUUGAAACAUAGGAAAUGCUGGAAGGACUUCACUUAUUCUGAGUUGCUUUGGAUGCAUAAAAGCCCUCCCAUGAGACAGAAGCCCUAUGAAAAUAAACAAGAAAACGAAGCCUCUACGAGUUUCACUACCGAUCAUGAUUAUGAGGGAACAUACACUGAAGAGAAAUCUUAUAUUUGUAAACAAUGUGGCAAAGCAUGGAGUGAUUCCUGUAGCCUUCUCUGGCAUGAAAGAAGUCACAUUCAAGAGAAACGUCACACAUGUAAGCAAUGUGGAAAAGCAUUUAGUCGUCCCUCACAGCUUCACAAGCAUGAAAGAAUUCACACUGGUGAGAAACCUUAUGUAUGUACACAUUGUGGGAAAGCCUUUAUUGAUCGCAGAACCUGUCACAAUCAUGAAAGGACUCACACUGGAGUGAAGCCCUUUGCCUGUAAGCAAUGUGGGAAAGCAUUUCUUCGUUCCUGCCAACUUCUCAUCCAUGAAAGAAUUCACACUGGAGAGAGACCUUUUGUAUGUAAGCACUGCGGAAAAGCUUUCACCUAUUCCAGUGCUUGCUAUUAUCAUGAAAGGAUUCACACUGGAGAGAAACCCUGUGUCUGUAAGCAAUGUGGGAAAGCAUUCAAAUGUUCUGCAUACCUUCACAUACAUGAACGAUCUCACAGUGGAGAAAAACCCUAUGUGUGUAAGCAUUGUGGCAAAGCCUUUGCUUAUGCCACUGGAUGUCACAAACAUGAGAGAAUUCACACAGGAGAGAAACCGUAUAUGUGUGUGCAGUGUGGGAAACUAUUCACUUUCCCCAGAUCCCUUCACAUACAUGAGAGAUCUCAUAGUGGAGAAAAACCUUAUGUAUGUAAGCAGUGUGGGAAAUCUUUCACUCAGGGAACUUCUUUGCGAAGACAUGAACGAAUUCACACUGGAGAAAAACCUUAUGUGUGUAAGCAGUGUGGGAAAGCUUUCAUCCAACGUGAUGAUUGCUACAGUCAUGAACGAACUCACACAGGAGAGAAACCAUUCAUGUGUGUUCAAUGUGGGAAAACAUUCACUUUUUCCAAAUCUCUUCAAAUACAUGAAAAAAAUCACACUGGAGAGAAACCCUAUAUAUGUAAGCAAUGUGGGAAAGCCUUCACCUGUUCCACAUACCUUCUCAGACAUGAAAGAACUCACAGUGAGAAGAAACUCAGUGGGUAAUAUUUCUACCACUGUAAACCAUGGGAAUGGCUGAUGUCAACUUUUGUUUUGAGGUAUGAAAGAAAAUGGAGAGCCACUAUAAGAUUAUGAGAACUGCAGAAGUAUAAUUUUGGUCUCCCAUGCUUUCUGUAAGAUGACAACCUGUACAACAGGUUCUGCUGCUGCGUGUCUUUUGUUCCAGCAAGGAAAAAGUAAAAGCUAUGCAAUUACAAUAUUCAAUGAAGCCUGUGCUCUUUACUGGGUUUGAACACAGCUUGGGAGGUUUUAUCCACCAAUUUCAACUAAAUGAAAUUGUCUGUAAAUAUAAAAAAGUUGCAUUUUUACCAAUAAGAUAAAAUUUAUGAAAGUAUCUCAUGUGGUUGAGUCCUAUGAAAGAAAUAUGAAGAUAUUGAAGGUUCAUUUGUGUUGAAUAUUUCUGAAAAUAAACAGUGAAAGUGAUACAAUAAGUUCUGAGUAUUUUUAAAAACUUGAUUUAAGUAAAGUGUGUUUUAUUUUGCUGA